This is a messenger RNA of Cladophialophora psammophila CBS 110553, 1473 nucleotides long. RefSeq lists its product as uncharacterized. Gene Ontology annotation, molecular function: lyase activity. The coding region runs from base 1 to 1473 and encodes 490 amino acids. The transcript has a single exon. The record is from RefSeq and is a predicted model, not a curated record. Lineage: Eukaryota; Fungi; Ascomycota; Eurotiomycetes; Chaetothyriales; Herpotrichiellaceae.
AUGAAUACCACGGGUGUAAACUACACCGCGGAGUUGGCCAGUUUCGCGGCCAAUGCCACCUUUUCUGCGAUCCCGUCGAGCUUUCUGGCAUUACUUCCGAUUUCCAUCCUCGAUACUUUCUCCACCAUGCUCGCCGGCUCAGUUCAGCCCGUCUACCGCUCUGCCAUCAAGGCGGUGGACAUCACGUACGGAACCGGGAGCACGCAUGCUGCGUACACCGCGCUCGACGGCACAGUCUCCUCACUCUCUGGUCAGAUGUUCUUGUUGGGCCUGGCUGCAGCCGACUUCGAAUUCGAGCAUGUCAUUCAAAACGCGCACCCGGCUUCUGCCAUGUUUCCAGCCUUGCUGUGCGUUGCGGCCGCUCACCACAAGGCUGGCAAAGAGCUUCUCGCGGCAAUGGCGGUCGGAUACGAACUCGCAACCAGAAUCGGCGCAGCCAGCACAGCACACGUGGAGUCUGUCAGAGGCUUUCAUAACCCUGGGUUAAAUGGAGAUCUGGCCACCGCUGCUGCGGUGGGGCGCCUCAUGGGAUGGGACGCUGACACCAUCGCAUCGGCAAUGGGCCUAGCUGCUUCUAGUUCGGGUGGUCUCCUGGCCUUCGUCAAUACCGGCGCAAUGACCAAGCGCCUGCAUGCUGCUCGCGCAGGCCAACUUGGUGCUGAGGCCGCCUUUCUGGCUCAUGCGAGGGUCGUCGGCCCUGCAAAUGUCCUUGAGAACCCGCUAGGAUUCUUCCAUGCCUUCUCGCCGGGUCCACAACCUAGCCUCCUGACCGCCGGAUUAGGCGCGAACUGGACCGGAGAACAGAUGAUCCUCAAAUUGGCACCUGUCCACGCACGCGCGCAGGGCUUCGUAUUUGCCAUCAACGACUAUCGAACUCGUACAAACCAGAGUUGGAGUGCCGGGGCCAUCAAGAACGUCACCAUCUAUGCGGGUCCAGCGGUUCUGGCGUCGAGCAAUUGGAUCCCUCAGCCGAAUUCACUUGUGUCGGCCCAGUACAGCGUUCCCUUCGGCAUCGCCGCAGCUCUGACAGUCGACCUACGAGACCCACUCAACAUGAACGACGCAUUGGUGUCAAACACGACAGCGCAGUCAAUUGCGGCGGGUAUGAAACAUGUCCAGAUCACUGACAACGCCGAGGACCUGGCCGGAUACAUGACCUUGGAGAUCCAGGGGCAAGAAAUCAACAUCACGGCCAACAAGUAUCCUGGCAUUCCCGGCGAUCCGGGAUACGCGCAAGCGGCCAAGAACAAAUUCGCAAGCGUUACUCAAGGCCUAUCCGUGAGUGCCCAGGGUGCUGCUGUAGAGAAGAAGAUCGCCGAUGUAUCCAACCUCACGGACGCGUCGGUGUUGUUGGAGGAAAUGGUCGAGGUUGGAACCGCAGCUGCCGCGAAUUUUGGCUCCAGCACGGACACGAUCUUGGGCACUUUGAAGGCGUAUCACGCCGGUCAAGCGCGAAGCAGGGUCCUGCCUUGA